Molecule: messenger RNA, 1293 nt
Organism: Aureobasidium pullulans EXF-150
Lineage: Eukaryota; Fungi; Ascomycota; Dothideomycetes; Dothideales; Saccotheciaceae
Product: RNA-binding domain-containing protein
Exons: 4
Coding region: 1-1293 (430 amino acids)
Cellular component (GO): cytosol
Molecular function (GO): mRNA binding
Source: RefSeq, a predicted model, not a curated record
AUGUUCCCGGGAGGCCAUGCCUACCCCACCCAGGUUCAUCAGCACAACCCAGGCCUGUACACUCCCAUGGCUGCUCAGUACAUCCCUCACGGCUAUCAUCAUCAGCAGCAUGACAACAGUCCCAUGUCCCAGGCUUGGACACCCAGUCAUACUACUGGCGAGGUUCCUACCCUCAUCACUCCUCGUCGUGAUUCAGUCUCGUCCAACGAGAACGACGCUCCUGGUACUCCUUCAUACGCCGGCUAUCACACCUUCCAUCAGGUGCCUGGCGUUGCCAUCGUCAACCGCUCCCCCAGUGGCAUGUACACACAGAGCUCGCCUUCGCCCACUCAGGUCCUCGCUCCUUAUGGUAUGCCCUUGUCCAAGAUGGCCGAGAACCGCAGCAUCUCUCCAAGCCUGCACAUGCUCGUCAACAAGGAGCCACCCAUCCCUCAGGCCAUUCCUGCUCCCAGCUCUCCGUUGAAGCCUCUCGACAGAGCUCUUGAAAACAUUCGCGGCGAGACCAACGUCUACAUUCGUGGUCUGCAUCCCGAGACGACCGAUGAGAUGCUUGAAGGCUGGGGCAAGCGCUUCGGCGACAUUCGCAGCUCCAAGUCGAUCAUCGAUCACUCAACCGGUCUUUGCAAAGGCUUUGGCUUCGUGAAGUACCACAACUACGAAGACGCCGAGAACUGUAUCCGCGGCUUCCACUACCUUGGCUACGAAGUUAGCUUUGCCAGAGAAUCUUUCUACUCCAAGCUCAAGACGUUCGCUGAUGAGGGUAACACCAACCUCUACGUUUCCAAUCUGCCCAAGUCUCUGAAUGAGCACGAACUUGCAUCUGUCUUCACUCCUCACAAGGUCUGCUCGGCUCGAAUCCUCAGGGAUAAGAACGGCACCUGUCGCGGAGUCGGCUUUGCUCGUUUCGAAUCCAGAACGGUCUGCGAGGAAGUCAUCAAGAAAUUCAACAACUACAAAGUCAACGUCGGAGGCGAAGAGUACACCAUUCAGAUUCGCUUUGCCGACACCCAGGAGCAGAAGCAGCUCAAGCAGCAGACCGCCGCCGCUCGCCAGUUCCGCUCUGCUGAGUACGAGUACGCCACCCAGGCCCACAAGGCGGGCUACUCUUCCAGUCGUGGCUCCUACGUCUCCAACAACGAGUUCGAGACGUACAUGACGACCAGGUCAGUCCAUCUUCAAACUAUGUUGAGGUUCCCAGCUGACAUGUGUGAUACAGUGUUCCUGUUCAGAACCAGCGCUGGUCCCAGUCUGCUCUCCGCGGCAUUCCUGGCCGCGCACCGCUUGCCGCCCUGA